Molecule: messenger RNA, 724 nt
Organism: Linum tenue
Lineage: Eukaryota; Viridiplantae; Streptophyta; Magnoliopsida; Malpighiales; Linaceae
Source: the annotation of a GenBank genome assembly
AUAAGUUGAGAGAGAUCUAUAGAGAGAGAGAGGUAGCCAUGGCGAUGAAGGGGAAGCUGCAGAGUGUUAUGGAAGUGAAAGCAUCAGCUAACAAAGUUUAUCAGGUGUGGAAAGCAUCAUACGACAUCCCCAAGCUCACCGCAGAGAACAUCCACAAAGUUGAAGUCCAGCAAGGCGAUUGGGAGACUACUGGAUCGAUCAAGUACUGGUGUUAUACUCUUGAUGGGAAGCUGGAAGUUUUGAAGGAGAAGACGUUUUUUGAUGACGAGAAGAAGCUGGUGACCGUAAUCGGGGUGGACGGCGACCCGAUGAAGCUAUAUAAAGUGUACAUAGGCAAGUUUGAGAUGAAGCCAAAAGAUGAUGACGACGCCGGCGGCAAUGGCUGCUUUGUGACCAUCACGGUCGAGUAUGAGAAACUCAACCUUGCCUCCCCGCCUGCCUACAAAUACCUGGAUUUCCUGGAAAGCGUUGUCCAUGAUCUUGGUGAAGCUCUUGCUUAAUCAUCCAUCAUCACCACCAAUAAUUACAGAUGAGAUUUCCAUGGUACAUCUCAUUUGCUUUAUAUCUAGUUUAUGUGUAUAAUCCAAAUAAAAGAAGAGUGUGUUUAUGGUCCUAUUGAUAAAAUGGCUUUGUAAUGACUAAUAUGUGGGAUGGUAAGUGUUCUCAUCACCAACCCUUUGUAUUAUUUUUUCCAAAAAUAUCAACCCUUUGUAUUCUAAAUAAG